GGAAGGGGAGGGGUUGCCCUCACAUGUGAUUAGUGGGUGUGUGUUGUCGUUUCCUCUCAUUCAGUGCGACGUUUUAUUAAAGUUGUAAGAUGGCGACGGUGCAUCUGAGGAUCGGGGACCUAGUGUGGGGGAAGCUCGGUCGUUACCCACCAUGGCCAGGAAAGAUAGUGAGCCCUCCCAAGGACCUGAAGAAGCCCCGGGGCAAGAAAUGCCACUUUGUGAAAUUCUUUGGAACAGAAGACCAUGCCUGGAUCAAAGUAGAGCAGCUGAAGCCGUACCAUGCCCACAAAGAGGAGAUGAUCAAGAUAAACAAAGGAAAGCGCUUCCAGCAGGCUGUUGAUGCAGUGGAAGACUUCCUAAAGAAAGCAAAGGGGAAAGAACAGAAUUCAGACGGCAAAGGAGACUCAAAAGGAAAGAAGACGCCCACCAAGCCUCUGAAAAUCCUGGACGAGGAUGACGAGGACCUCAGUGCCCUAAAGGACCCCUCUGAGAAGGACUUAACUGACUCUGACCCCGAGCCAUCAACUAUUGAGAGGCUGGGGGCUGGACCGGGCUCAGGAUUCAAAUGGGAAAGCAGCCCUGUGAAGGAUGACCCACAUUUUCAUCACUUCCUGCUCAGCCAGUCUGAAAAGCCAGCCUCAUCAAUGGAACCCAUCAGCAAGCGCCUGAAGAUCAUCGAGGAGGUCACGGGGUCAACAUCCAUCCAAGCAGCAGACAGCACAGCUAUCAAUGGCAGCAUCACACCCACAGAUAAAAGAAUAGGCUUCCUGGGUCUGGGGUUGAUGGGUAGCGGCAUCGUUUCCAACCUGCUGAAAAUGGGUCAUAUCGUCACAGUGUGGAAUCGCACCGCAGAAAAGUGUGACCUGUUCAUCCAGGAGGGGGCGAGGUUAGGCCGCACUCCUGCAGAGGUGGCCUCCAUGUGUGACAUCACUUUCUCCUGUGUCUCUGACCCUAAGGCUGCAAGGGAUCUGGUGUUGGGACCCAGUGGAGUGCUACAGGGAAUCCGACCGGGAAAAUGCUACGUAGAGAUGUCGACGGUAGAUCCAGAGACCAUCACAGAGCUCUCACAGGUAAUCACAUCACGGGGCGGCCGCUUCCUGGAAGCUCCAGUGGCAGGAAGCCAGCAGCUCUCCAACGACGGGAUGCUGGUCAUUCUGGCAGCUGGUGACAGAACGGUCUAUGAGGACUGCAGCAGCUGCUUCCAGGCCAUGGGCAAGACCUCAUUUUUUCUGGGUGAAGCAGGGAAUGCAGCCAGGAUGAUGCUGAUUCUCAACAUGGUUCAGGGCAGCUUCAUGGCCACCAUUGCAGAGGGGCUAACCUUGGCACAGGCCACUGGCCAAUCACAGCAGACCUUCCUGGACAUCCUCUGCCAGGGUCAGAUGGCGAGCACCUUUGUGGACCAGAAAUGCCAGAAUAUUUUACAGGGUAACUUCAAACCAGACUACUAUCUGAAACACAUUCAGAAAGACCUGAGGCUAGCCAUCUCCAUGGGCGACAUGGCCAACCAUCCAACCCCAAUGGCUGCAGCUGCCAAUGAGGUUUACAAGAGGGCCAAGGCCCUGGACCAGUCGGACAACGACAUUUCUGCUGUUUACAGAGCCUACAUUCACUAGAGCGAGGUGUGGCCCAGCCAUGGACCACAGUCUUCAAUCCCUUAUUUCUCCCUUCUCAUCCAAGUUUUUUUUUUUUUUUUUUAGUAUUAUUUUAUUUUAAAUUCUAGUUGUUUUAUUUCAUUUCACCCCAGUGCCGGCCGCGUUACCUGCUCACAAGUCCUGGGAUUGUAAUUCCAUGUUUUAGAGGCAACAUUAAGCAGUGCACUGACUGUACGGUGGGAAUUUUAUGCUGUAAGAAUGCUUCAAAAAAGGCUGAACUACUGCGCUCUGCAGGGCCACGUUGCCGGGUUCAUUGUAAAACCAGUGUAAGUAACGCGGGGCGCUGCUGUGAAGCUAGAGAAAUUACCAUGUGGAUUUGAGCCCUAAAAUGUUUUAGUUUAUUUCCCGACCCUUGUGUUUGAUAGUGUGAUCUUUGCCAGAAAUCCAUGAGAGUAAACAACAACAUGCCACUGCAUUGCCUUAAUAUUGUAACCCUCGAGUCGUUCAGUUCAGAGUAUUUAUUUAUGCCUCUUUCCAGCUGUUGUUGGUGCAGUUUGCUCAUAGCUUCUUUCUGUGUGAGACCACAUGAUUUAUGCUUUUCCAUGAGUGUUAUGAUUCGUCUUGAAGCAGCAGAUGUGCUGAGGCCUUAAAAUGCAGCAGUAAUUGAGAUUUCCGCUCCAUCCUUUCUUUUGGACAAGUUCUCAUUUCUUCUUUAACUAAACUAGAUCAGCCCCCUCUGAGCUGACGCUGAGCUCGUAGUGGAGCCUCUCGUGUCAGACGUGUUCGUUUUUUAAAGGAUCGUGGUUCAGAGUUGAAAGUCGGUUUUGGACUGCGGUGGGAUGAAAGUAUUAGAAACCAAACUAAGGAAAGGUUUCAACAUUGACACCUAAAGCUGUAGAAUUAAUCCCACACACAGUUCAGGCUAAUGAACAUCUCAUUUCAGAUAAACUGUUUGUUACACGGCUGUGCUCUCAGUCUGGGCCUCAAACCAAAUCUGUUAUUCAUUUCUUCCACUUUGCAUUCAAAACUGAGAGCAGAUGGUCACAUGACAGUGGGCAGCAGUUUGAAAGGCCAGCUCUGUUUGAUUAGACCUGAUUGAUUAAUUUGACCAAGCUUGUGACAGAUGCUCAAAGUGCUGAUCAUUAAAAUGAAAUGCCAAAGAGAUUUCUGAGCUCUCAAUUACGCAGUUUGUCGACCAAAGAACUCUGGAAAGGUGAUUUUACACUAGAAAACCCUGAAACUUGGUCUCAAUGUUUCAAUGAACAAAUCAUUGUUUUAAUCUUAUAUUUAUUUCAUGUUUUGACUCAAAUCUUUGAUUGCCGCUGAAUCUGUUUUCUUCUAAGGGCAGAAAGCAAAGUAGUGAAGUCCAGAUGGUUUUCAGUCCAGCCCGGGUGGUUAUGGUUGUUUGAACACGCACGCUCACACACACACACUCACACACAGUCUGUGGAGCAGCCGGUUUUGCUCCGUAGCUGCGGGGCAACAUUUCCCUUCCACACAUGGACUCCUCAGGAUUGGGCGGUGGGUUUCAGCCCUUUCCAGACGUGGAAUACGUAACACGGACGCUUCAUCAGGCUGACGACGUUCUGUCAGACAUCUCUCUCACACUCACACACACACACACACACACACACACACACACACACGUAAGUGCAGAAUUGUUUUAGGUGUGUUUGGGACUACAACUUCUAACAUCUAUACUACAGCACUGUUGUGUGACUCGAGUUUCUUUCAGUCGCACACACUGAAUUCAAAAAUGAUAUGAAGCAAACCAUUCCCGUCUGAUAAGGGCUUACUGAUCUUCAUUGUGUUCUAUUUUUAUUUUAUUGUGUUGGUGCCUCAGUUUUCGACCCUGUGAAGACCUGCAUCAGUGGCCAGCAUACACACUGUUCCAAUCAGUUGUUCAAAGUUCUGAUGGAUCUUCUCUGUAUCCAGUCGACUAAGGGAAUUCUACUAAUUUAAGGUGUCUCUUACGUUUGGAAUGAGCUGCAGUUCAUUUUGUCUGAUUUUAAGUUGUGAGUCGGGAAGUGCAAGAAGAGUGUGCGUUUGUAGCUCCAGGUCCCUCUGCUGUUCUGCUAUAACUUGUCCAGUAUGACAUGAAGAAACCAAAACGGAGGAGGGUGAUCUUCAGACCUCCCCACGUGAUUUUCCUGCAGGAAAAAAGGUCCUCACGGUGAUUUGUUCUUCAUGGUUUUCUCAUCUGAAGCUCUCAAUGAAUGAGUUGGUCAAACAGUAGUUUGGUUGUGUGGUAGGAAUCCAGCGUUCCCUGAGAAACGUUUUGUUAUCCGAGGUUAGGUUUUAAUUUUGGUUUCUCCAACACGCUCUCGAGUUUAAAGAGCUGUUUUUAGAAGAUGUAAAUAGCACAUUAGGCUAAGUAGGGUUCCUUUUCUAUCUACAGUAAUCAGGAUUAAUGAAGAAACUUUGGGUUUUCACUCUACAGAGCGAAUGUCUAACAUCUGUGUUUUAAUACUGUAGAUUGUUCAGUUCAAAUGUAAAUGGUUUAUAAAUAUAUGGCUUAUAUAAUCUGGCUUAUUAUUGCGAUGAAAUGACAAUGACUUGGAUCCCAUUGAUGGAAGGUGGAUGGAGUUUGGAUUUGGGGAUAUUUAUGAUUUUGUGUACAUGUGGAAAUACCAAGACUUUUGUGCUGUUUAAUAAAUCCUAAACUCCUAAUUGGUGA
This is a messenger RNA of Archocentrus centrarchus (flier cichlid), 4269 nucleotides long. RefSeq names its product glyoxylate reductase 1 homolog (Arabidopsis) (gene glyr1). Gene Ontology annotation, biological process: transcription elongation-coupled chromatin remodeling. The record is from RefSeq and is a predicted model, not a curated record. Gene Ontology annotation, molecular function: DNA binding; NAD binding; nucleosome binding. Lineage: Eukaryota; Metazoa; Chordata; Actinopteri; Cichliformes; Cichlidae. Gene Ontology annotation, cellular component: chromatin. The transcript has 16 exons. The coding region runs from base 90 to 1613 and encodes 507 amino acids.